AUGGAAUUUAAUUUGUAUUGAUAAUGAAUUAUGACGUUUCAUUUUAUUUGAAAACCUCGCAAAGCACUGUAGGACAUCCACUAGACGUUUUCAAUGUCUGGUGGUGGCGGAAAAAUAAAAACGUGUAACUUCGUCCACAAGGAUGAGAUAUGGAAGGACCAUGUCAAAAUGGAACUGUUCGCACAGCGCCGGUGGCCGGACAAGUGGGGCUUCCUCGCGCAAGAGUACGAGCAGCUUCAGCAGCGGACUUUGCACAUUGGCGACAAAAAAGAUGACGCCACGGAAGCAGUGACAAAAACUACGUCAGAGGCCAAGCCGGAAGUGACGUCAAUGACAUAUCCGAAGACAAACAGCCAGAUAAUUGGCUGGAGGCUUCAAUACGAGGCUGACCACCCGAAACCCGCAAUCAGACGCGCGGGAAAAAAGGACAUAGUGAAGCAGCUUAGGUGGCCGCGAGAGGGUAUUUAGGGGAGCUGUAUCCGAACCGAAAACAUACCACCCAAGCGAGAUGAGAAGUUGUAUACAAAUAAACACAAACAUACCAUCAAA
Molecule: messenger RNA, 549 nt
Organism: Nematostella vectensis (starlet sea anemone)
Lineage: Eukaryota; Metazoa; Cnidaria; Anthozoa; Actiniaria; Edwardsiidae
Exons: 3
Coding region: 94-468 (124 amino acids)
Source: RefSeq, a predicted model, not a curated record